Messenger RNA from Puccinia graminis f. sp. tritici CRL 75-36-700-3, 1305 nucleotides. RefSeq lists its product as uncharacterized. Lineage: Eukaryota; Fungi; Basidiomycota; Pucciniomycetes; Pucciniales; Pucciniaceae. Bases 415 to 1305 code for a protein of 296 amino acids. The transcript is spliced from 4 exons. The record is from RefSeq and is a predicted model, not a curated record.
CUGGGUGAAUCCUUCGUAAAACUUGCGCAUACGACUUGAUCUGUGACUUAAAAACCCCUGCUCUCACACCUCCGCCAAGUCCGCCGCGAUCCACAUUCCUCAACCUACCACAAGCCAUCAAAUUUGUCUACAAUCACACACAAAAACAAAUCCUAGCUAGGCACACAUAUUGCCCUUCAUAGCACCAACAGCCAUUUACCACACUACUUUUGACUAAAGCACCCCGCUCUUUUAUCUCAUUGCUUCCUCAUACAAUUGAUUUGUAUUCUUGUUGGAUUGCCUUGAUCAGAGAUACAAUCUCAGUUCAUUCUCCAUCCUCACCGUUUUCCUAAAAUCUUGAACACUCUGGACUAAGUGUUCUUUUCCCUUCCUUUUCGUUCAAGUUCCUUCCAAUCCUUCAUUCAUCAAGACAAGAUGCACAGCACCCGAAUGUCUACGUUAGGCUGUUUAGUCUUCACAUUCUCAAUAUCGGCCCACUAUGGCCACGCAGCGGACUUCCAAAACUUCAUUCCUGCUUCAACUUCUCCGAUUACAUCUCCGACUACUGAGUUCCCUGCCCAAUUGGACGGACGAUCUAUGGAAAAUUUGGCAUCGCACUCUACGAUUUUCCGUAAAGAAAGAAGGUCAGGCGCCUCAUCCGUUACCACCAAUGACACGGCUUCAUUGGUUGUGAGGCCGCGCUGGAAAAAGUGCUCGAGAGGCAUCAAGUCCAGGUACUGCCGAUCUUACCACCGAAAACUGAAAAAUCAGAAAUUCAGUUUGAAGACCGACGCGAGCCUUAAGCUUGGAAGUGUCAAAGCCGUCUCCAUCCCUGAAAACAACAUCCCGCCAACAGUCUCUAUCCCCAAAAUCGAAGUUCCAUCGACCCCUCAUGUUCCCAAGAUUGAAGUUCCAUCGACCCCUUAUGUUCCCAAAAUCGAAGUUCCGUCGACUCCUUCGGUUCACAAAAUCGAAGACUCGCGAAAAGAUUCAGGCCCGAAGUCCGGUGAUGCUACUUAUUACGGGACCGGUAUGGGCGCCUGCGGAAUUGUCAGCAAUGACAACUCCAUGAUUGCCGCCGCCUCGCACCUUUUGUUUGAUAGCUUUCCUGGUGCCACUGCCAACCCCAACUUGAACCCCAUUUGCGGUAGAAAAGUAAAGGCCACUUAUCAAGGUAAAUCCGUGGUGGUUGAACUGGUUGAUCGCUGUACUGGGUGCGCUCUGCACGAUUUGGAUUUCUCUCCUGCCGCGUUUGCUCAAAUUGGUCCCAUGGACCGCGGUCGCCUUCAUGGAAUGACAUGCGCAUGGAUGUUAACUUUACUUUAA